GCUGUCCUCAGAGAAGAUGGAGAUGACAUAUCCGUGAGCUCAGCAGUCAGCCACAGCUUUUUCACUUCUCUUAUUACUGAGUAUGAAAAACACGUGGACCAGCUAAGUGGACAGGUGAAAUACUACCAGCAACGGAUGGGUGAGAUGAAAUUACAGCUUGAAAAUGUCAUCAAGGAAAAUGAAAGGCUGCAUGGGGAGCUGAAAGAUGCCAUUGAGAAGCAGCUGGACACUUUGCCCUUGGGCUCGGAGCUGUGCGGCGAGCUGUGCGCAGACCAGGAGACCAUCAAGAACCUCCGGGAGCAGCUGCACAUCGCCAACGAAGAGAAAGCUUGGGCUGUGGAACUCUGGCAGACAGUUUCUCGGGAGUUCAGUGCCCUGCAGAGACGUCACCAGGAGCAGACGACCAAGGCCUACAUCCACAUAGCUGAAAGCCAGAAGCAAAAGACUAACCAACACUUUCUGGAUGCAGUAACUGAACAUGUGGAAAUUGAGCAACUCCGAAAACAACUUAGGAAAUCCAAGUUAGAUCUGAGAGUUGCAGCAGCAAAAGUAGAGGAGCUGACUAGAGUGACAGAAGUCCUCCAUGAAGAGGUGCAAAAGAAGACGGAGGAUGUUAUGUCUGCCCGAGGAAGGGAGGAAGCAUCAGAUAGGCGCUUACACCAGUUACAGUGUAGCAUCAGAGAAUUAGAAGCAAGAUUAUGUGUGACAGUCCAAGAAGUCACCCAAUUAAGAGAAGACAAAGCUCACCUGGAGAAACAGACCAGAGAUCUACAAGCCAAGUGCAGUGCCUCAGAAAAUGAGAAAUAUGAGGCCAUCACAAGAGCCAGAGAGAGCAUGCAGCUCUUGGAAGAAGCCAACCUGGAGAAGAGUCAGGUCCUGUUUGAGGAGAAGCAAAAAGACGAGGAUAGAGAGAAAAUGAGGAAGACGAUCGCUCAGCUCUUGCAAGACGCCAUCACAAACUCCAGGAACAGCGUAAAGGCUGAAAGCACAAAAAUACACUAUGAGGCACAGAUUUCUCAAUUAACGGAGGAGCUCUCAGCCCUUCAAAUGGAAUGUGAUGAGAAACAAGAACAAAUUGAACGAGUCAUUAGGGGAAAGAAAGCUGUGGAAGAAGAACUAGAAAAGGUUCUCCGUGAGAGCAGAGGGACUGACAGUGACUACAGAAAGCUGGAGGAGAUGCACCACAGGUGUCUGGCCGCAGAGCGCUUAAAGGACGACCUUCAGCUAAGCCUUAAGAGGGCAGAAAACAGGAUAAAACAACUGGAAGUUAAUUCCUCAGAAGAGAUAGCGCGCUCCCAUGAAAUAAUCCAGAAACUUCAAAGUGUGUUGGAGUCUGAGAGAGAGAACUGUGGUGCUGUCAGUGAGCAAAGGCUCAGACUCCAGCAGGAAAAUGAACAGUUGCAGAAGGAGACUGAAGACUUAAGGAAAGUUGCUCUGGAAGCUCAAAGACAAGCCAAGUUAAAGAUCAGUACAAUGGAACAUGAAUUUUCAAUAAAGGAACGUGGCUUUGAAGUUCAAUUGAGAGAAAUGGAAGACAGUAAUCGAAACUCUACCAUGGAGCUGAGGCACCUCUUAGCGACUCAACAGAAGGCAGCCAGUAGGUGGAAAGAAGAAAGAAAAAAGCUGACUGAGAGUACAGAAAUUAGAAUCAGCAAUCUGAAGAGUGAGCUGAGCCGACAGAAACUUCACACCCAAGAGCUGGUGUCUCAGCUGGAAAUGGCAAAUGAAAAGGUGGCUGAGAAUGAAAAGUUAAUUCAAGAGCAUCAAGAAAAAGCCAACAGACUUCAAAGGAGACUAAGCCAGGCAGAAGAGAGAGCUGCUUCUGCAUCCCAGCAGCUCAGUGUGAUUACGGUGCAGAGAAGAAAAGCAGCCUCCUUGGUGAAUCUGGAGACUAUUUAAGAACACCCAUGAUUCAGAGUUGGGAAGCUGAUGGACCAGAAGGAUUGACGUGGCCAAGUGCAGAGAGCAGCCACACUGGUGUUGCUUUACAAGGCAUGUUCCAUUCUGUUAGGAGGGCCACGGGGAACAAAACUCUGGCAACUUCCUGUAAGUAGAAAGCCAGCCAUACCUGAGCUUCCGUGGAGAAUGAAGCCAGCUGGGACGAGCCCCUGCCGUCACUAGUGUGUCUUCUUCCCUUUCAAACUACACUAGUCAUGAGAGAGGUUUAAGAAAAUUCUAAAAUUUAGUAUUUCAGGUUCCAGGAUUUGGGGGUUUAUAUCUAAUUGUUACUCCUAACUCAUUUCCAAAGUCACUAAGAAUUAGUUUUCCUCUGAACUCAAAUGUAAUAAAUUACACACUUUCCAAAUGGUGCUGUCAUUUACUUCAGUGGGUAGUCACAGGACUUCUUUCUGACUUACAGCUUGGAAUUAUUUAUAGAACUUAGGAGUUUGCAAGUUUUUUAAUAUUGCUGAGUUCUGAUCAAAUAGAGAGCUUCGAUCCUAUGAAUUCAUAGCUCUAAGGCAUUGUAGUCCUGUGGGUGUUUGCACAUCCGUGUAAGUUAUUCUCUUCUGGCUUCUAGUGACUAGAGCAGGCUGCUGUUUUCCCGAUGAGCAGCUAGUGAGUGUGAGUUGGAGUGACCCAGAAACAUCCAUCGUUAAGAGCUCAGGACUGCUGCUAACAAAGCCAGAUGUUGCUGGGAUCCUUGGCCUCAGAAGGAGGGGCCACCUCUUCAGCCUUUUCUCAGGCCACUCUCCUCCAGUUCCUAUGCUGUAGGCUUGGUGGCACCUUUUACUUCCAUCACUGAACCGUCCUCCCUCCCCAGCCAAGUCUCUGAUACUCUUUACCCUUUAUGCCUUCUUCAGAUCUGUAGUCAGACAUCACUUCCCCAGUAGAGCCUUCCCUGGCCUCGAGGCUAGGUUCAGUCCCUGUGGCAGAAUGCUCUUAAUAGUGUGCUCUAUUUUUCCUUCCUAGUACUUGAAAGAAUUUGUAAUUAACUCUUUUUGAAGUCU
Castor canadensis (American beaver) is the source of this 2948-nucleotide messenger RNA. NCBI's taxonomy places the organism in Eukaryota, Metazoa, Chordata, Mammalia, Rodentia, Castoridae. The record is from RefSeq and is a predicted model, not a curated record.